Molecule: messenger RNA, 3548 nt
Organism: Caretta caretta (loggerhead turtle)
Lineage: Eukaryota; Metazoa; Chordata; Testudines; Cheloniidae
Product: solute carrier organic anion transporter family member 1A2-like
Biological process (GO): transmembrane transport; bile acid and bile salt transport; sodium-independent organic anion transport
Cellular component (GO): basolateral plasma membrane
Molecular function (GO): bile acid transmembrane transporter activity; protein binding
Source: RefSeq, a predicted model, not a curated record
UUCUCCUCUCACACGUUGGAGAAGUCCCAGAAUGCAUGAGAUUUGAAGACAGCAGCUGGCUUAGCAGAGCUGCUAGAUCUACUAAAAUACCAGGAAGAAUCAGUAAAGGGUUUUGCUCCUUCCUCCGAAGCCUCUGGUUCUGGCUAUUAUUGGAGACAGGAUAGCAGAGUGCAUGGACACAGACUCCGGCUUUGAGCUGUAGCAUCAUCAGAAAUUUUCACAAGCAAACAUCCAGAGCCACCUUAAAAAAGCAACAUGAAAGAAACUAAGAAACCAGCUGCAACUGAGAAAUUCUGCUGUAUUUCCAAGCUUAAGGUAUUUCUGCUGGCAUCAUCAUUUGCAUAUCUAGCUAAAACUAUGUCUGGGGCUUACAUGAAUAGCAUGCUCACACAGAUAGAGAGAAGAUUUAAUAUUCCAGCCUCUCUGGUGGGCAUUAUUAAUGGAAGCUUUGAAAUUGGAAACUUGUUGAUGAUAGCAUUUGUGAGUUACUUUGGUGCGAAACUUCAUAGACCAAGAAUAAUUACUUUGGGGUGCACAGUUAUGUCUUUUGGCUGUCUUUUGAUAUCACUACCUCAUUUUCUCAUGGAACGGUAUCAGUAUGAAACUGCCCUUUCACCAUUAGAGAAUUCUUCAUCAAGCAUGUCCAUGUGUCUCAUAAAUCAAAUCCAGUCCUCCACAUCUAUGGAGAAGCAAUCAGCAGAGUGCGAACAAAAGUCUGGGUCCUUGAUGUGGGUGUUUGUGUUGGUAGGAAACAUGAUACGAGGCAUUGGUGAAACUCCCAUCAUGCCGUUAGUUAUUUCAUAUGUGGAGGAUUUUUCCAAAGCAGAAAAUUCACCUUUUUACAUAGGGUGCCUACAGAUAGCAACUGUGAUAGGUCCUUUUAUUGGUUUCAUGUUGGGAUCAUAUUGUGCACAGCUGUAUGUGGAUCUGGGUUUCACAGAUAUAGAGGAGGUGACUAUAACACUUACUGAUGCCCGUUGGGUUGGGGCAUGGUGGCUGGGCAUUCUGAUUUGUGGAUCAGUAAAUCUGCUCACUGGAAUACCUUUUUGUUUUCUGCCCGAGUCCCUUCCAAAGGAAGGACAAGCAAGUGAUACUGAGCUAUUAAGUAAGAUAAAUGAAUCAAAAGAGAGAGGUGAAACUCAAGCCAAAUGGAAAAUGCGUGAAAUCACUAAAGAUUUCAUCCCAUUCCUCCGGAGUCUGUUUCACAACCCAGUUUAUAUGUUGUUUAUAUGCAUAACUGUGAUGCAGUUCAGUGCUUUCAUUGGUAUGAUAACCUUCAUGCCAAAAUAUUUGGAACAACAGUAUGGGAAAUCUGCAUCACAAGCCAUCUUUUUAAUAGCUGUUUACAAUUUACCAGUUAUAUGCAUUGGAUAUUUUCUUGGAGGCUUUCUAAUGAAGAAAUUCAAGAUAAGUACCAUUCAAGCUGCCAACAUAGCCUUUUGGAUCUCUUUAAUUGAAUACCUAAUCUACUUCGCUGCUUAUUUCACGGUCUGUGAAAAUUCUCCAGUUGCUGGUCUAACAGUCUCCUAUGAAGGAAUAGAACAGGUCUCAUACAUGGAAACAACCCUACUUGCUGACUGUAACAGUGAUUGUGGUUGCUCAAGUAAAGUGUGGGACCCCGUUUGUGGGAAGAAUGGAAUAACGUAUGUUUCACCUUGUCUUGCUGGUUGUAAAGCUUCAGAUGGAACAAGCAAAUAUACAGUAUUUGAAAAUUGCACCUGUGUUGCAGCUUCUGGAUUUUCAUCUGGAAAUGUCUCUGCGGUUCUGGGCCAGUGUGACAAAGAAGCAAACUGUGACAUGAUGCUUCACUACUUUUUAAUAUUAUCAGUAGUCUGCAGCUUCAUUUAUUCCUUAGGAGCCAUGCCUGGAUAUAUGGUUUUAAUAAGGUCACUAAAGCCUGAAGAAAAGUCAUUUGGUGUGGGUAUCCAUACACUUGCUUCAAGAGUAUUUGCUGGAAUUCCAUCUCCCAUUUAUUUUGGAGCUUUGAUAGACACAACAUGUUUGAAAUGGGGAACUCUGAGUUGUGGUGGUGAAGGAGCAUGUAGGAUGUAUGACAUUGUCACAUAUAGAUGGCUCUACCUGGGACUGCCAGCGAUAUUACGUGGACUAUCCUACAUCCCAUGUGUGUUAAUUCUCCUUAUCUUAAAGAAACAACUUACAUCUUCUGAAGAGAAGACCUUAAAUAGUUCACCAAUGGCAACGGAGGUCAUAGAAGAGCAAAAAUGACUGAACAGAGAAGCACUCCAAAAGCUCAGACUUUUGCGGGGCAUAUCAUGAGACAGUCUCAUAGUAUAAACUUGAGCAUAUCUUUACUAAUGAUUGGUGAUUGAAACUAGUGAACACUUGGACUGAGACUAAUAUAAUUAUUAGGGCUGUCAAGGGAUUAAAAAUAUUAAUCGCAACUAAUCAUGCGAUUAAAAAAAUUAAUCACGAUUAAUUGUGCGAUUAAUUGCACUGUUAAACAACAAUAGAAUACCAUUUAUUUUAAAUAUUUUUGGAUGUUUACUACAUUUUCAAAUAUAUUGAUUUCAAUUACAGCACAGAAUACAAAGCGUACAGUGCUCACUUUAUAUUUAUUUUUGAUUACAAAUAUUUGCACUGUAAAAAACAAAAAAAUUGUAUUUUUCAAUUCACCUCAUACAAGUACUGUAGUGCAAUCUCUUUAUCAUGAAAGUUGAACUCACAAAUGUAGAAUUAUUUACAAAAAAUUGCAUUCAAAAAUAAAACAAUGUAAAACUUUGGAGCCUACAAGUCCACUCAGUCCUACUUCUUGGUUAGCCAACCAUUCAGACAAACAAGGUUGGUUAUAAUUUGCAGGAGAUAAUGCUGCCUGCUUCUUGUUUACAAUAUAUCACCUGAAAGUGAGAACAGGCAUUGACAUGGUAUUGUUGUAGCUGGCGUUGCACAAUAUUUAUGUGCCAGAUGUGCUAAAGAUUCAUAUGUCCCUUCAAGCUUCAAGCACCAGAAUAUAUGAAUAUAUGCACCCAUGCUGAUGAUGGGUUCUGCUCGAUAAUGAUCCAAAGCAGAGCAGACUGAUGCAUGUUCAUUUUCAUCAUCUGAGUCAGAUGCCACGAGCAGAAGGUUGAUUUUCUUUUUUGGUGGUUUGGGUUCUGUAGUUUCCACAUCCUAGUGUUGCUCUUUUAAGACUUCUAAAAGCGUGCUCCACACUUCAUCCCUCUCAGAUUUUGGAUGGCACUUCAGAUUCUUAAACCGUGGGUCGAGUGCUGUAGCUAUUUUUAGAAAUCUCACAUCUGUACCUUCUUUCGUUUUGUCAAAUCUGCUGUGAAUGCGUUCUUAAAAUGAACAUGUGCUGCGUCAUCAUCCGAGACUGCUAUAACAUGAAAUAUAUGCAGAAUGCGGGUAAAACAGAGCAGCAGACAUACAAUUCUCCCCCCAAGGAGUACAGUCACAAAUUUAAUGGACACAUUAUUUUUUAACAAGCAUCAUCCACAUGGAAGCAUGUCCUCUGGAAUGGUGGCCAAAUCAUGAAGGGACAUAUGAACAUUUAGCCUAUUUGCAUGUAAAUACCUUGCAAUGCCUGCUACAAA